GUCCAGACUGCAGAGGCAGAGAGAGGAGACGCACUUUGUGUCAAAACCCUGUGGAUUAUGAGACUUGUGUGAAGGACGUGAACUUGGUGGAAUUGCACUACAAUUGUUCACUACCCCUUACUGGACAUAAGGAUUUAGGGUGGCUUGAGGGUGUGGAUUGGGAUGAUGCCGUAGAGUUUACACACUUAGAACAGGGAAGGAUUUGAGCUGCUCCUUUACCACACACACACACCUGCACAGCAUCUUGCUGUAGCUGUAUUGUGACGCAGCAAUGGCUCCUCGUAAACAGUCGUCCCGCGGCUGGGCCUCUAUCUUGUGUUGCUUUAAGAGAAGCGAGCAGCCUGAGAUCACCUACAGGGUCGGCCAAGACACCAACCUCGCGCCGCGUGCCUUGGAGCCCAAUCUUCCCAUACCUCCCGCAGAGGAGCUGGAUGCCAUGUUCUCUGAGCUUGUGGAUGAACUGGACCUCACUGAUCAACACAGAGCAGCCAUGUUUGCUCUCCCUGCUGAGAAAAAAUGGCAGAUAUACUGCAGCAAGAAGAUGGAACAGGAGGAAAAUAAAGGAGCAGCGAGUUUGCCUGAUUAUUACAUCGACCAGAUCAACUCCAUGGCCGCUAGGAAAACGGUUUUAGCUCUUCAGAAGGAGGAUGAAGAGGAAAGGAACAAACCCAUCGAGAAUUUGAAGACAGCGUUGAGGACAGAACCCAUGAGUUUUGUGACAUGCUUCAUCAAUCAGGACGGCCUGACAUGUCUGUUGAACUUCCUGAAGAACAUGGAGUAUGAGACAAGUGAGUCUCAGAUCCACACCUCUUUGAUCGGCUGCAUCAAGGCUCUGAUGAACAACUCUCAGGGCCGUGCCCACGUCCUCACUCACCCCGAGAGCAUCAACAUCAUCGCUCAGAGCCUCAACACUGAAAACAUACGCACCAAAGUGGCUGUGCUGGAGAUCCUGGGCGCUGUGUGUCUCGUCCCCGGCGGUCACCGCAAAGUCCUGGAGGCCAUGAUGCACUACCAGAAGUACGCCAGCGAGAGGACUCGCUUCCAGUCUCUGCUGAAUGAGUUGGACAGAAGUACGGGCCGUUACAGAGACGAGGUGAACUUGAAGACGGCCAUCAUGUCCUUUGUUAACGCCGUGCUCAGUCAGGGAGCUGGAGAGUCGAGUCUGGACUUCAGGAUUCACUUACGCUAUGAGUUCCUCAUGCUGGGAAUCCAGCCGGUCAUCGACAAACUCCGGAGCCAUGAGAACAUGACACUGGACCGGCAUCUGGACUACUUUGAAAUGAAGAGAAAUGAAGAUGAGUUGGAGUUGGCCAAACGGUUUGAGAAUGUUCAUAUCGACACUAAAAGCGCCUCCCAGGUGUUUGAACUCAUCCGUAAGAGGAUCAACCACACAGAGGCAUUUCCACACUUUAUCUCCAUCCUCCAGCACUGCCUCCACAUGCCCUAUAAGCGAAGUGGGAACACGGUGCAGUACUGGCUCCUCCUCGACCGAAUCGUCCAGCAGAUUGUCCUACAGACUGAUAAAGGUCAAGACCCUGAUGUUGCGCCCCUGGAGAACUUCAAUGUGAAGAACGUGGUGAGAAUGUUAGUGAAUGAGAAUGAGGUGAAACAGUGGAAAGAGCAGGCUGAGAAGAUGAGGAAAGAACACAGUGAGCUGCAGCAGAAGCUGGAGAAGAAGGAGCGAGAGUGUGACGUGAAGGCACAGGAGAAAGACGAGAUGAUGCAGACGCUUAGCAAGAUGAAAGAGAAACUGGAGAAGGAGAACAAUGAACACAAGCUCACCAAACAGCAAGUGGCUUCACUCAUGGCUCAGCUUCAUGAGCUCAGUACUAGGGCGGUUGUUCCCGGAGCACCUUCUCACAUUCCUGAAACUCCCGGUGCUCCCUCUGCUCCUUUACCUUCACCAGGGGGUUUCACUCCUCCCCCUCCUCCCCCUCCACCAGGUGGGAUUCCUCCUCCUCCACCACCUCCUCCUCCUCCAGGAGCUCCUCCACCUCCUGCUGGUCUUCUGUUCGGUUCUCCUGGAUCCUCAGCACAGAAGAAGAACAUUCCUCAACCUUCAAAUCCACUUAAGUCCUUCAACUGGGCGAAACUUAAUGAGAACAAGCUAGAAGGAACUGUGUGGAAGGAGCUGGAUGAUAUCAGAGUUUUUAAAAUUCUGGACCUGGAGGACAUUGAGAAAAUGUUUUCAGCCUACCAGAGACAGCAGAAAGAGUCUGAUGACGAUGCAGCUGCAAAGAAAGUGAAGGAGUUGUCAGUUAUUGAUGGUCGCCGAGCACAAAACUGCAACAUCCUCCUGUCACGGUUAAAGUUGUCCAACGAUGAGAUUAAGAAGGCCAUAAUGACCAUGGAUGAGCAGGAGGACCUUCCCAAAGACAUGCUGGAACAGUUACUGAAGUUUGUCCCAGAAAAGAGUGACAUCGACCUUCUGGAGGAACACAAACAUGAACUGGACAGGAUGGCCAAAGCUGACCUCUUCCUCUACGACAUGAGCAGAAUAAAUCAUUAUCAGCAAAGACUGCAGUCACUCUACUUUAAAAAGAAGUUUGCUGAAAGAGUUGCAGACAUCAAGCCAAAAAUUGAAGCCCUCAGUCAGGCGUCUAUAGAGGUGCUGCAGAGUCAAAACCUGCGCCAGCUACUUGAGGUCAUCCUCGCACUUGGGAACUACAUGAACAAAGGUCAAAGGGGAAAUGCGUAUGGCUUCAGGGUGUCCUCGCUCAACAAGAUCGCCGACACCAAGUCCAGCAUCGACAAGAACAUCACUCUGCUGCAUUACCUGAUUAUGCUCCUGGAGCAGAAAUAUCCCAAGGUGGCACUGUUUCAUGAAGACCUACAGAAUGUCCCAGAGGCUGCUAAAGUCAACAUGACAGAACUGGAGAAAGAUAUGAGCAACCUGCGCAAGGGCCUGAAGAGUGUGGAGGCGGAGCUGGAGUACCAGAAGACUCGUCCCCCCGACUCAGGUGAUAAGUUCGUGUCUGUGGUCAGUCAGUUCAUCACUGUGGCAGGAUUCAGCUUCUCUGAGGUGGAAGAUUCACUACAGGAUGCCAAGGAGAUGUUCCAGAAGGCAGUGAAAGUAUUUGGCGAGGAACCCAGCUCGACGCAACCUGACAAUUUCUUCGGGAUUUUUGAACAGUUCCUGCAGGCAUUCGCUGAAGCCAAACAGGACAAUGAGAACAUGCGUAAACGCAAGGAGGAGGAGGAGCGCAGGGCUCGCCUGGAGGCUCAGUUGAAGGAGCAGAGGGAAAAGGAACGAAAAGCACGAAAAGCGAAGGAAAACUGUGAGGAGGAUGGCGAGUUUGAUGACCUUGUCUCUGCCCUCCGUUCCGGAGAAGUGUUUGACAAAGAUUUGAGUAACAUGAAACGUAACCGCAAACGAAUAAGCACGCAGACCCUUGAGAUGAGCCGAGAGAGACCAAUCACCAAACUCAAUCUCUGAGGAAAAUCAGUGCUAAUGCUAAAUUUUAGAGAAGAAUUCAUUCUAACAAGUCACGGCAGUGGAGGGAGAAAAAAAAAAAGACUAUAACUUUGCACUAUUGUGGCCUGCUAGCUAAUCGGCUAAUUAGCCAUUCAUAAGAAAUUAGCCUAAACACUAAAAAAAGUCUAUCAGCAGACCUGUGGAUGCUGGCUAUGUUACGGAUAACGCAGCUAUGCUGAAUUGUCAGUAUUAAAACUGAUGUAUGAUGCAGUGCAUUGUGGGUAAUAAACCUGCUCCCUAUAUAUAAAUGUGCCAAAUGAACGAUAAAGAAGCCUUUUACUACAACAAACUGAAAAUCUUCGAGCUUUUUCUUUUUUUAAUGGGUCCUCUAGUACAUCCCAGUAUUUAGAAUGGAAAAUGUGCUAAGAUUUAACAUGUAACACUACCAUCUGGCGGUGAAGUCGAGGUAUUGCACCUUCUCAUCUUGAACUUCAUGGAUAAUUAAUGAUUUUUUUUUCUUAUUGGAAAAUAAUCACAUGAACUCAAAUCUCAUCUGGAGAUUUAUAAGGACUGACUCUGUUUAUCUCUGUGUGACUUUUUUAUCUCUGUCUUGGUGUGUGUUCGGUUUAUUCGUGAUAUUUAACAGACACAAAAUGGCGACCCAAACACCUACUAGUUAAAGCUUCAUUACACCAGAUUCAUGUCAGUCAGCACAUUAACACACACUUCAUGAAGAUGAAAGAGGUGUUUUGAAGUGUUUUAAUUUACAUUUGAAGGCUUUACUUACAAACAAAUAUUUCAGCAGCAGAAAAAAAGUGAAAUGCACAUUUUGUGAAACUUCUCCCUUCUUGCCAAAUAAUUUUGCUCACAUCGUUUAAGCCUAAUAAGAGAUUUCAGAAGUGUUGUAUUUAAUAAAGACAGUAUAAAAUGUUGAUAUGGUGAUGCUUUCUCAGGCUGAUGAGGGAACAACUGUUUAUAACUUGUUUCUGAGAUGAUCCAUUAAAUGUGACUAUAUACAGAUAGAAUGUACAAUAUCUUGUGGAUAUGAAAAUGGCAAAUUACUGUGAUAUAAAGGGAAUAAAACACCAGGAUGUACUGUCAUCGCAAAACAACCAACGUUAAAGUAGUAACAGGAACUCCGCUUCAUCACGCCUAUUUACUUUGCAAAGGAACUAUCAAAUGAUGCUAGCAUGUUGUGAAAGCUUAUAGAAGAAGCCUUUAUUUGUCACACAUACACUCAAGCACAGACUUAAGCAGACAGUGAAAUUUCUACUCUACUUUUAACCCAUCUGAAGCAGUGAACAUGCACAUGCACACACAAGUGAGCAAUGAGCACACACACAAACCCAGAGCAGUGGGCAGCUAUACUACAGCGCCUGGGGAGCAGUUAUGGGUUAGGUGCCUUGCUCAAGGGUGCUUCAGCUCAACCUCAGGCCAUGGCUGCCCCAUGUUAACCUAACCACAUGUCUUUGGACUGUGGGGGAAACCGGAGCACCCGGAGGAAACCCACACAGACACGGCGAGAACAUGCAAACUCCACACAGAAAGGCCCUCAUCGGCCACUGGGCUCCAACCCAGAACCUUCUUGCUAUGAGGUGACAGUGCAAACCACUACACCACCGUGCCGCCCCAGUUAUAGUCACUGGUUUAGCAUUGGUGAUUUUAGCAUUACAGUCACCAGUUUGGCAUUGUACACCACCUGAGUACAUUUUGAGGUCAAGGGAAAGUUGUGUAUGUUUCAUUUUUAGCCAGAGUGUUCCUUUAACAAAAGUCAAAAUCUGCAAAGAAAAUUCAUUAACUCUUAAUAAUUAGUUUAGUUUUUAGCUCAUUCAUUCGUUAAGAAUUCUACACAAUACAUUUCUAAAAGUAUUAGAUUUUCUUUUAUUACAUUAUCAGUAUGAUUGUUCACAGAACUGUCACAGACACACAGACACAAACAGCUUUAUUUCAGGAAAAUCAAAUUAAUUUCAGGAAAAUCUGGUCACGUUUUCAACAUUUUGUAAAAGUUCUACACACCAAAUCUGCAAUACUGUUUGAGUUUAUAAGGAGGGAAAAGUGCAAAAUUUAAAGGGAAAAAUCCAACUUAAUAAUAAAGCCUGUGUUUUAAAGCAAAACCAUGUGGCUUGUACAUUGCGUGUACAUAAUCACUGUAACCUGUCUUGGUAUUCAUAUCUGUACAAAUGUAAAUAAUCUCUUAAGAUGCCACUCUGGUUUUGUGUUCAUGAUUUUGUCAUUUAGGAUUGUGUUGUUGAUGCUGUUGAAUGCUUUUUUUAAGGUAAUGUUUUUCCUUCUGUAUGCGGGUUUUCUCAGUGUCCUCUUUAUUUAAAAACAGUUUUCAAUGUGAAAUAGAUUACAGGAAAAAAAAAUAAAA
Messenger RNA from Neoarius graeffei (lesser salmon catfish), 5786 nucleotides. It is a transcript of the gene daam1a, whose product is annotated as dishevelled associated activator of morphogenesis 1a. Gene Ontology annotation, biological process: actin cytoskeleton organization. Lineage: Eukaryota; Metazoa; Chordata; Actinopteri; Siluriformes; Ariidae. Gene Ontology annotation, molecular function: small GTPase binding; actin binding. The record is from RefSeq and is a predicted model, not a curated record. The transcript is spliced from 25 exons. Gene Ontology annotation, cellular component: stress fiber. The coding region runs from base 272 to 3436 and encodes 1054 amino acids.